AUGACCGACUUUGAUGAAAUCAAGGACCGGGAUCCUUAUACCUUUAUUCCGGCUGAUGAAUUCUUCAAUCACUUCGACAACGACUUGUUCGAUUCAUGUAUUAGACAGCCUGAGAGAGCUUCAUUUGAUGAAGCUGACCAGCCAAAAAUACAGAUCAACGGCGAAGCGAGAAAUGUGUUUCAGAAGGGCAAAAUCUUUCGGCUCCACGAACAAUUGGAGGGUGAACCAGAUGAAGAGUCUCUGCUAUUGAUAGAGUUUAUACGACCUCAGGUCUGGAGAAUUCGCUUCAACCCGGUAAAUGCAAGUAGAUGCAGCUUUAAAGAUGAAAACAGCCGUGCUAUUGCAUGCCCUAGCAUGUCUGAACUUAUUACGAAAUUGGAUGACUUUGAAGGGCUUGAUUGGAGAGUCGAGCUCAUAUCCAAUGUUCCGUCAUAUUACAUCCUGCAAUCUGUGAAAGCUGGUGCUGAGAAGCCCGAGGUUCAGCUUUGGAUUCAGAAAAGUCCCUUUCAGAUUACUGCUAUCAGGCCUGUUAAAAACAGCCGCAUCGUCGAAAAGUUCGCCAUGCCUAGUACCAUUGACGAGGCUCUUCGGCCGCAGGUUGACUUACAGCCAAUUCAAGGAGUUGAAAAGGCCGUCAUCUGGAAGACCAAGCCUAAGCCGCUCAAGUACAUUUCCCGGGGUAGUGCGGCUGUCCUGUCUGUAGAAGCACCUGCUACAGCACAUUAUAUGGGAUUUGGCGAACAAGGAGGGCGAAAUUUGUUCAAAUCCAAUACAUACAUGAAUUACUUCAAUUUUGACAACAUGAAGUAUCAAAACGUUUACGGCAAUGGUCCUCUGGAUGAGCGAGAGCCGCUCUACCAUACAGAGCCUUUCUGGAUGGAAGUUGCUAGCCACAUUGGAUUCCAAUCUGUUCUUGCGACAAUGAUUGACAACUACUCUCAUACCUGCCUUGACGUACGAAAAACGGAUCAAAGAACGAUCCGCAUUGCCACAAGAUUCAACGAGUUCAAUUGCAUGAUUGUAGCUGCAGACAGAGUAUCUGAGCUUCUCAACGUAUACACAUCAAUCGUUGGUAAGCCGAGCCUCAAACCGCGAUACGUUCUGGGGUAUCACCAAGGAUGCUAUGGGUAUGACACCAAAGAGGCGGUUCUGCAAUGUGCUCAGAAGUAUCGCGAUGCUCAGUUCCCGCUUGAUGCAAUCCAUAUAGACGUGGAUAUUCAGAGGGAACACAAAACUUUCACUAUUGACGACAGACCCGGGCAUUUCCCCCAGCCUAAGGAGAUGUUUGAUACACUUAGACAGCAAGGUGUGAAGUGCUGUACAAACAUCACGCCUCACAUUAAUUCUGCCAAAGACCCUGAGUAUACGACCCUCAACGAGCUCUUGGAAAACAAUUACUAUGUUGAAGACAGGCGAGAUCUUGCGAGGUCAGAUUUACGUCCAUGGCAAGACCGGUAUCAUUACUGGGACUAUGGCAGGCGCGUCGUGACAAAUCCAUCCGAAACGAGACCCGACUACAGAAUACCCGAUGAGACCGAUUUGUCCGUGACUUAUAACGCUGGAAAGCCGUUCCGUGGCGGAGUCUACUACGGAUGGGGAAACGGUGCUCCGGGAUAUUACCCGAAUCUGAACAACCACGAAGUCAGAGAAUGGUGGGGGAAGCAGUUCAAAUAUCUUUUUGAAUGCGGUGUCGAAUUCAUCUGGCAGGACAUGACAUCUCCCUGCAUUGCCCCCGAGUAUGGAGACAUGAAAUCAUUCCCCUUCCGACUUCUUCUGGACAGUGAUACCCGACUCAAUGAGUCUUACGAAGAAGUUGCAGUGAAAAGAAAGGCAAUUGAGAUAUGGGCGCUCUACAGUUAUAACCUAUACGAGGCCACCUUUAACGGUCUACAAAAUCUCCAUCUCAGCGGAACAUUGGCAGAAAACAAUACUUCAUUAACAAAGACCAACCAAGAAUCAACAGCGGGCAAUGAGUUGGCAUGGAGAAAAGGUCGACGAAACUUCAUCAUUGGAAGAGGCAGUUAUAUCGGAAGCCAUAAAUUCGCUGGUCUGUGGACAGGAGACAACGCUUCCACUUGGGACUUCCUCUCGACCUCUGUUGUGCAGGUCUUGGGCCUUGGACUCUCUGGUAAUGCAAUUUCGGGACAGGAUGUCGGCGGCUUUGAAUUCAUCGAGCCAGAUCAUAAUUGGGCAAAUCCAGAACUUUUGAUCCGGUGGUAUGGCGCCUACUCUUUGUUGCCCUGGUUUCGCAAUCAUUAUACAAAGUAUCGGACCUUCCUUGAUGGUCCCCACGAAGGCGAAAUGAGAAAAGAUGGAAAGCAGUUCCAGGAGCCGUAUGCCUACGACCAACAUUACCGAGACAACAUGCACCAUUUCCACGAUCCAAGAGAGGCCUUUCUAUUUCGUGCCGUGCUCCCUGUGUGCAGAUACUACGUUCGGCUUCGUUACAGUCUAAUGCAGUUGUUGUACGACGCCAUGUUUGAAAAUGCUAUUACAGGGAUGCCAGUUGCGAGAUCUAUGAUUAUUACCGAUGACCAAGACGCAACUUUAUUCUUUGAGAAUAAGUGGUUUACAAACGAUCAGUACCUGGUCGGAAAUGAUAUCCUCGUGGCACCACCUCUACGCGCCGAAGCAUUCUUUGACCGCCAUGAAGUCUACCUACCAUACCCCGAUGAAUGGUUCCCCAUAAACCUUUACCCCGAUGAGCCUUUGGGCACAGCUUUAAACCCAGCUAUUGGCGGUGGAAGCCGUAUCUUCUGCAAAUGCAACAUUAGCCUCGAAGACGACCAUAUUCCCAGAAUCACUCCCAUGUACAUUCGCGAAGGCGCCAUCAUUCCCAAGAUAGAGACGAGGAUGAGCACGCCUGACUGGUAUCCGAAUGGGUAUCCAGGUGCAGAAUCACAGAUGAAAGCGCCAGAGGCAAACCCGAUUACCUUCCAUGUGUAUCCGGGUAAAGAUAACACUUAUACAAUGUACAUUGAUGAUGGCAUAUCAACCGAUAGCGAGCCGUUGUCCAAAAUCCCAAACUUAACAAACGACCUCAAACCUGAUGCGGACAAGUACUGCGAAGUACGCAUCAAACAGGUUACUAUGAUUAAUACAGAAGAAAAAUGCACGCGAGUGCUCACAAUCGAAGCCAUACAAAACGGCUACGAGAAAUACAAACAAAUUGUUGGCGGCGAAUACAAGGUGGUUUUCUGGCAUAAAGAGUCAGCGUACAGUAAUGAUAUUGUUGUGGGGGGCUCGCUUGGGCCUAUUUCAGUGCAGCAUUUGGAGCGCAUUCGGGCAACGGUUGUGAAAUUUGCAACUGAUGUUGUUCAUGUGAAGGGUGGGAUUACGAUUACGCUUAUUUACGAUAAUUAG
This is a messenger RNA of Trichoderma gamsii, 3363 nucleotides long. RefSeq lists its product as hypothetical. Lineage: Eukaryota; Fungi; Ascomycota; Sordariomycetes; Hypocreales; Hypocreaceae. Gene Ontology annotation, cellular component: glucosidase II complex. The coding region runs from base 1 to 3363 and encodes 1120 amino acids. Gene Ontology annotation, molecular function: alpha-glucosidase activity. The record is from RefSeq and is a predicted model, not a curated record. The transcript is spliced from 10 exons. Gene Ontology annotation, biological process: N-glycan processing; carbohydrate metabolic process.